UAUUUUCUAUCCCUAGCUCCAAGGAUUUUUAUUUAUUUUUUUCUUUUUCUGUAAUGACACUAAAUUAAAAAAGAUGUCAAGUAGUGUUUUUACCUUGGAAAAUUUUCACCAUUACAUCAAGAAACCAAAGCUGUUGCUAUGGAUACUGGGUUUAACAUCAAUCUUAAGUAUUCUCACAAUAUAUUCUCCAAACCUUUUAAAGGUUAAUGUUCAGAACUUUUUUAAGGUCAAUCCUCACAAAGAUCUCCCAGAAGGGAACCUCAUCAAACCCCAGAAGGAGGAGAAUCAUGAGAAGAAAUGUGACUUGUUCCAGGGACAUUGGAUUCCGGAUCUUAAUGGACCAUUGUAUACCAAUACGAGUUGUCCCACAUUGCCCGAAUCGAAGAAUUGUGGUAAGAAUGGUAGGAGUGACGUAGAUUAUUUGAAAUGGAGAUGGAAACCAAAUGAAUGUGAGCUUCCUAGGUUUGAUCCAAAUAUUUUCUUACCAAUUGUUCGAGGCAAAAAGUUGGCGUUUGUAGGUGAUUCAGUUGCUCGGAACCAAAUGGAAUCGCUACUUUGCCUCCUGUCUCAAGUGGGAACUCCGGUAGACGUUUACAAGGACUCUGAGGAUCGAUUCCGGGCAUUCUACUUUCCUAAUUACAAUUUCACUCUGAUGGUAAUUUGGACAAAAUUCUUAGUUGCUGGUGAAGAAAGAGUUAUAAACGGUUCAAAUUCUGGAGUCUACGACAUAUACCUUGACAAGAUUGAUAACACUUGGUUUCAAAAACUACCUGGUCUAGAUUACAUUAUCAUGUCUGAUGCCCACUGGUUUUUCAGAAAGUGCUACUUAUAUGAAAAUGAAAAGCUUAUAGGGUGCAUCUAUUGUGACGAGCAAAACGUUACGGAUAUAGGUCCUGCUUUAGCCAUUGGAAGGGCUUUUAACACAGCCCUUAAGUUCAUCAGCCGGUGCCAAGAUUGUAACGACGGUUUAUUUACUUUGAUACGAACAUUUUCGCCUGCACAUUUCGAAAACGGGUCUUGGAAUGGUGGUGGUAAUUGUAAUAGAACAAGACCAUUCAGUGAAGAAGAAAUAGAUUAUGGAGGUUCUGAAUGGGAAUUAAGAAGUAAUCAAGUACAAGUCGUUGAGAGAAUGAAGAAGAAGGAAGAAAAGAAAGGCAAUAAGAAAAGGUACGAAAGUUUAGAUGUAACAAGAGCAAUGAUGAUGAGACCUGAUGGACAUCCUGGGUCUCAUUGGGACAAUCAGUAUAUGAAGGGUUAUAACGAUUGCGUUCAUUGGUGUUUACCUGGUCCUAUAGAUGUAUGGAACGAGUUUGUGAUGGCUCUCUUGCAGAUGAAAAUUGGUUCAUUUUGGUAUUAGGCCAACGAAUAUUAGUCUUGGUUUGCCUUUUUCCGUUAGACACUGAUUGAUAUACAUACUAUAGAAAGAUGAAAUUCUUAUCGAUGUAAGGUUUCAUUGUUAUUAUUUGUCAUAUAUAAAAACCGUACACCCUGCUAAGAAUUACUUAUACAUUCUUCAAUUUGCUAGCAGAAUAUAUAAGUUGCUAGCAGAACUUCAAUUUGCUAAA
This is a messenger RNA of Papaver somniferum (opium poppy), 1565 nucleotides long. Its product is annotated as protein ALTERED XYLOGLUCAN 4-like. The transcript has 3 exons. Lineage: Eukaryota; Viridiplantae; Streptophyta; Magnoliopsida; Ranunculales; Papaveraceae. Bases 74 to 1357 code for a protein of 427 amino acids. Gene Ontology annotation, cellular component: Golgi apparatus. Gene Ontology annotation, molecular function: O-acetyltransferase activity. The record is from RefSeq and is a predicted model, not a curated record.